AUGCGCGGCUUAAGCAUGGGCGCGUCCAUGCUGGACAAGCUGAAAGAUGCGGGCAUGACAAGAAAAUCAAGACAGUCUUUAGGGAGUGCGGCGUCCGGGGGUGAUCGGAGAAAUAGUCUGCGGGACCGCUUGAUGGGCCGGAGCUCGCAGCGCAGUUCCUUCGCGGAGAUCGUCCUCAAGAAGUGGACGGCGCCCCGCGAGGCGCCGCGCCAGGCCAUGAUUGGUGGGGUGGAAGGGUCGCUGCGAGCCUUUGACCUGCAUGUGCACCUGCUGCUCUGGAGACACGUGUCGAAGCGAGGCAACCGCAUCAUCGAGACGGUCAUCAACGCGUUACAUGAUUGUGACAUGGCGUUGAGGGUUAGAAGGAUGGGCUUGAUGGAGGGCGACCACACGGCUGUGUUGACGGAUCCCGAAUGCGACGCGACGAUGGUCUGCGUUUUAGAUGAUUUCGACGUGUUGCUCUUAGAUCAAUAUGCUUCUACGUUAGUUGAGGUGCUGAAGGGGCGGAAGGAUUUAACAAAUGUAGAGCAAUUAGCGAAGGAAGGGGCGAGAGUUACUUUAGCUCUGGAGCGGCCGCAAGCAGCACGCAAGGUGACGAUCAUCUUCACCGGACAUUCUGAAGAUGAGGAGGCGACGAAGGAGGACUCCUUGUACUACCCGUACACGUUUGCUUGCGGCGUCCCGUUUAUACGCCAUCAGAGCGACGCGCCAUCCCCACGCGCUGUCGCCGCGACCCCAUCGCCACGAGGAUCGCCGCGAUGGCGUGCUGGUGGUAGACGUACUCUCGAGAGCACUCGAUCCGAGUCGCGUCACGCCCCACGCCGUCGACGCGUCGCGCUGACGCCAUCGCCGCGCCGCAGGUGCGCGAAACGCCGAGAAUACAUCGCGGACCAAAAAACAAAGAACACGGGCCUCCACGAGGCCGUCGGCCACGUCAUGAAGCUGUGCGAGAAGCACGGCGCCAAACCACCGGCCUACGUCGUCGAGUUACUAUGCGUCCAGGAGUUCCAGGACGCCCAGGAGUGGAAGGGUAGAGGGGGGGCCGGUCGAUCGAGAGCGAGCGCGGCUUCCAAUGGUGAUGGGCCUGGAUUGUCGUUAGAAGGCGCCGAGGGCAUGGAGGGCGCCGACGCGGAAGCGCUCGCGCAGCGGAUCUUGAGUCAUCAACUCCAGGCGGACCAGCACUCGCUGCUGUGCCCGGUGACGCACACGCAUGUGUUAUGGGACGAGACCGUGGCGGCGAAGAUGUACCAGGCGGCGGCGAAGGAUUGAGGCUUGUUUUCGUUCGCGCGUAACUUUUCCUGGCUCGCGAGUAGGUUGGUUGGGGCGCGCCGGCGGCGUUUGACGCGCGUUGUUAGGAUGCCUACGCUGCGGCCUGGACACUCGUACUGCACUCUCACAUGUUACCUUGACCUCGGCGUUGACGUCGGCGCGGGACCAACGCCCUGCAGACGCACCGGGCGGGCGAGGGAUCAGUCCCAGGCCACGCUGUCGCCGCGACACCAUAACUACAAAAACACUUGGUAUAGACGUCGGGCGGGGAGGGGUAGAUCAGCAGGCCGUCUC
Molecule: messenger RNA, 1563 nt
Organism: Pelagomonas calceolata
Lineage: Eukaryota; Pelagophyceae; Pelagomonadales; Pelagomonadaceae
Source: the annotation of a GenBank genome assembly